Molecule: messenger RNA, 726 nt
Organism: Lactuca sativa (garden lettuce)
Lineage: Eukaryota; Viridiplantae; Streptophyta; Magnoliopsida; Asterales; Asteraceae
Gene: SDH4
Product: succinate dehydrogenase subunit 4
Biological process (GO): mitochondrial electron transport, succinate to ubiquinone; tricarboxylic acid cycle
Cellular component (GO): mitochondrial inner membrane; respiratory chain complex II (succinate dehydrogenase)
Source: RefSeq, a predicted model, not a curated record
UUUCUUUCUCGGUAUUCCUUCUUCGACUACAAGCAAAUCGGGAAGAUUAUAAGGAUGAUGAGUGGAGCUAUCAGGCGGAAGGCUUUGUCUCUGUGCUCAUCUGCAGUUGCAAAUAAUGCAUUUGGAAGAGGAUCAAAACUAGUACCUGAAAUUCAUCAAGGUGCUCCUGUUUAUUCAAAAGCCUUAAGGGAUGUAUCAUCGUUUAAAACCGAAUUUUUAACCCCAAAAUGGGUUAGAUCUUUUUCUUCACACAGUGGGCCCACAGUUUGUGGUGAUAUCAGCGAACCAAUUGCCCAAACUCAAACAGAUAAGGUAAUGGCACACAAGGGCGCUGGUUAUUUUACUGCAUCUGGUGCUGUGGUUGGAAGUGCUUCCAUUGUAAAUGCUCCACAGGCGGCUAAACUAGGGUUGGGUUCAACAGCGACUUCAACUUUCCUACCAAAUCUUGCUCUGUUUUGGCAUAUAAACAAUGGAAUUGAAGAGAUUUUGGCAGAUUAUGUUCACCAUGAGAUGACUCGCAGCUUAGUCUUGGUCUUAAUGAGGCUCUUCCUUAUAGUUGCAGCCAAAGAUGUUUUCGUCGCCACAAAUUGAUACAUUUCAUAUGGCUGUCGCUUUGUUUUUGGAAAAAAAAAAACCCGAAUAAAGAUUGGUCCUAGAAGUUAGGGAAUCUUGGGCUACUAUCAUCUAUUUAGUUCAUGGAAUGUUUUUGAUUGCUUUUGUUCUUCA